AUUUAUGUGAAGAUAAAUUACAAAGAUCGGUAAAACAAAAUUUGUUAUCUUCUUAUCGUUUUAAAACAUAAACAAAGAUUUUCAUCUGUAGAUUGGAGCUAAGCUAUUAAAAGAAUGAGUAGAGCUCAAGUGAAGUCUAGUUUGGUGACGCAGAACUUGAUGCUGCGCGCUAACACGCUGCAGGCUACGUUCAACUUCAGAUCCAUCAAUGCAAGUUACGACAUCGUGACCAGCCCCGACAUUACGAUCAACGGCGCCGCCAACUUCCAGGUUAAGAUAAUCAUGACUCAGGAAUACGAGAUCCAAAUCUACCACAACCUCAUCUUCGUCAAAUUGUACAAAGUUCGCACGGACGACGACCUCACGUACACCAUGACCUUGUCCAGCAAACAUUUAGAGAUCGAGAACAAGACAUUUCCUUGCGAUGACGGCACAUGGCAUCUCAUUAAAGAGCUUCAAAACCCGAAUUUCGCUUUCGAUAUAAGCGUGGUAAUGAACAUAGUGCAAUGUGCUACGUUCGCCGCGCUGUACGACGAAGUCGACCUCAUGGACUUCGAACUGCGUGGCGAAGACGGGGCAGUGCGCAUGCACCGCGCCGUCCUCGCCGCCUACAGCCCUGUGCUGCGGCGCAUGCUCAACGGCAGCUGGCGCGAGACCGCAGAGGGCCACGUCGACGUUCCCGGCACCUCCAGGAAGACUCUCCAACACCUGAAGGAGUACAUGUACCUGCACACGCUGCCCGACACCGAUUUGGAGCCAAUUUUGGUGCUGGCGUCGUACUAUAUGAUGCAUGAGCUGGAGCAGAUGUGCGCGAACCGGCUGGUGGGUGCGCUGGUGGCGGAGAACGUGUGCGAGUUGCUGCACUUCGCGGCCAAGCAUCGCCUCACGCGACUGCUUCUCGCAGUGCUCGACUCCGUGCAGAACGGCGCCAUUAAAGUCAAAGACGUACGCGAACAUUACAUGCGUUCCAAAAUCCUAUGUGGUGAUGAAGAAGCUGGAAUAAAUAGCCCCAGUGAAAUUGCGAGUUGAAAGAAAACGCUGAUCCGUUGUGGACAAAAUGGACGUACCCACGUCCACAGCCCAUAUUAUA
This is a messenger RNA of Papilio machaon (common yellow swallowtail), 1090 nucleotides long. RefSeq lists its product as uncharacterized. Lineage: Eukaryota; Metazoa; Arthropoda; Insecta; Lepidoptera; Papilionidae. Gene Ontology annotation, biological process: regulation of proteolysis; proteasome-mediated ubiquitin-dependent protein catabolic process. The record is from RefSeq and is a predicted model, not a curated record. The transcript is spliced from 4 exons. Gene Ontology annotation, molecular function: ubiquitin protein ligase binding. Gene Ontology annotation, cellular component: cytoplasm. Bases 115 to 1029 code for a protein of 304 amino acids.